GGCUACUUUCCAACAAAACUUAUUGGUGGUUAACUAGUGAAUCAAAAUUAUGGCAAGUUUAAUAGACCUUUGUGAACAAUACUUCGGUGCACGUGAUUUUUACGAUGUCCUAAAAAUUUCAAGAAGUGCAACUGACAAACAAGUGAAAAAAGCAUACCAUCAACUAUCUCUACUUGUUCAUCCGGAUCGUGUUGAAGAUGACAUCAAAGCAGAGGCAACAGAAAAAUUCAAAGUCCUUGGACGAAUUCAUUCCAUCCUCAGUGACAGCGAGAAACGUAAAAUUUAUGAUCAGUCUGGUCAAUACGACGAAGAGAGCGAAGAGGUUAUGAUGAGAAAUUGGGCAGACUAUUGGAAGACUCUAUUCAAGAAAAUAACUGUGGAGGAUAUUAAUAAUUAUGAGAAGAAUUACAAAGGAUCUGAAAUAGAAAUCAAAGAUCUGAAACGCGCUUACAUGGACAGUGAAGGAGAUAUGGACUACAUCUUAGAAACUGUUCCAUUUACGAGCUGUGAUGACGAACCAAGGUUACAUAGUAUCAUCCAAAAUCUCAUAGAGAAGGGUGAAGUACCAGAAUAUACUGAAUUCACUCAAGAAAACGACAAAAAGAAGCAACGUAGAAAGCGUAAGUGGGCCAAAGAAGCACAAGAAGCCGAACGUCUUGAAAAGAUGCUAAAAAUCGAAAACGAGGAAAACGCAGCUGCCAACAAUCUAGCACUGGCGAUACAGAGCCGCAAUCAAGCACGAGCGAGUCAGUCCGACAAGUUCUUCGAUUCCCUGAUCGACAAAUACGCGAAGAAGGCGGAGAAGGCAACGAAGAAGAAAUCCUCGCCCGCAAAAGCCGCGAAAACCACGAAAAAAGCUAAAAAGAAGACAUAGAGCAGCGCAAUUUUUACAGAAACGACCCUCCGCAUUGGAAUAUCGUCGCGAUUUUUUUAACUUAAUUGCUAAUCAUCACAAAACGCGUCCCAUCAUGUAUACUUCUUUGUACGAACAAAAAUUGUCGUAUUUAAGUUUUAUAAAUUUGUCGAUUAAAUAUAUCGAUAGUGAAAUUCAUUGUAACCGCGUAGGCACGUCACGUUCAAAUAUAAAUCUUAUAUACACA
This is a messenger RNA of Hylaeus anthracinus, 1100 nucleotides long. RefSeq names its product dnaJ homolog subfamily C member 9. The record is from RefSeq and is a predicted model, not a curated record. The transcript has 4 exons. Lineage: Eukaryota; Metazoa; Arthropoda; Insecta; Hymenoptera; Colletidae. Gene Ontology annotation, cellular component: cytoplasm; nucleus. Bases 50 to 874 code for a protein of 274 amino acids. Gene Ontology annotation, molecular function: heat shock protein binding.